CCCACCUUUUGGCUUCCUCUUCCUCCCCUCUAGUCUUGCUCCUGUUUCCGGUCGUGGCUGAGGCAGCUGUGCAACUGGGAGGCAGUGUGGCCUGGCAGCCAGUGUGCAAAGAAUUGCUCCCAGCAUCAAACACCCUUUAGGAGCUGAAUCCCUUCUAAAGCUCUCAACAUGAGUCUCCAGUGGGCGACAGUGGCCACGUUUCUGUAUGCAGAAGUCCUCCUUGUCUUUCUCCUAUGCAUACCUUUCAUUUCUGCAACAAGAUGGCAGAAGAUCUUCAAGUCUCGUUUGGUGCAGCUUGUGGUGGCAUAUGGAAACACCUUCUUCAUUGUGCUUAUUGUCAUCCUUAUCCUGCUAUUCCUUGAUGCCAUUCGUGAGAUUCGGAAAUAUGAUGACGUGACGGAGAAAGUAAACCUUCAGAACAACCCUGGUGCUGUUGAGCACUUUCACAUGAAGCUCUUCAGAGCCCAACGAAAUCUCUACAUUGCUGGCUUUUCCUUAUUGAUGGCCUUCUUGCUGAGACGCCUGGUCACCCUGAUCUCCCAACACGCCACCAUCUUGGCCUCUAAUGAAGCCUUCAAGAAGCAAGCCGAAGGAGCCAGUGAUGCAGCCAAGAAGUACAUGGAGGAGAAUGACAAACUGAAGAAGCAACUGAAAUUGGCCGGAGUGGAAGUAGCUGAUCUGGACACCAAAGGUGCCAGUGCCGAGGAAGACAACAAAGCCCUGCAGGAUGAAGUCAGAAAGCUGAAGGAAGAAUUGACCUCCACAAAGAGAGCUUUGGAGAAAGCUGACAACGAGGCCCUGGCUAUGCGCAAACAGGCUGAAGGACUGACCAAGGAGUAUGACAGACUGCUGGAGGAACAUGCCAAGCUCCAGAAAUCUUACGACGGCCCAAAGGAUAAGAAGGAAGAGUGAUCCCCAGACCAACAAACUCCACCCUACCUGCUGGUUGCUGUACAUUCAUCUUUUUCUUCUUUUUUUCUUUUUGGUGAGAGGUGGAAUCUUAUUGAGCCCCCUCCCCCACAUCCUGGGUAUGGAUUGGGUUGGCAUGCCCAUUCUAGCAGUAUUCUCUUCCACACACCCUAAUCCCUCACACAACAUCCUUGAUGCUACAGCUUUUGAAUGGACUGCUAACCCUCUCUAUGCCCACUGUUUAAAAUUUUCCGGAGCAGAGACUGAUGAUCAGUUUACCCAAAAUGCUAAAGCUGCCUGAUUUAGCAUCCCAAGGGAUUUUAUCCCAAAAGGGUAGGGGAAGCCUUUCUUAUUGGGGAAGCAGGGGACACUGGAUUUCUAGUGUCCAAAGCACGUGGUGAAGGUCCACUGGCUACUUUGGCAUGCCCUCUUCAUGCUGCUGCCCCUCGCCUUUCAGCUGUGUCCGAGUUCCCAGAGUCUUUGAGUGUGAUAUCCCAGGACUAGAGGGAACAUGAGUAUCUGUGUGCUUAUGUGCUCUUGUAGAUAUUGACUGGGUCUUAGAGGGGGGAAAGAUCUUUGUCCACACCCCUCUUGAUUUUUUAUAUGUGUGUACUACAGACAAAGUGACUGUAUAAAGCUUCACAUUAAAUCUCUGGCACAGUG
Anolis sagrei ordinatus is the source of this 1572-nucleotide messenger RNA. It is a transcript of the gene BCAP31, whose product is annotated as B cell receptor associated protein 31. Gene Ontology annotation, cellular component: endoplasmic reticulum membrane; endoplasmic reticulum. Lineage: Eukaryota; Metazoa; Chordata; Lepidosauria; Squamata; Anolidae. The record is from RefSeq and is a predicted model, not a curated record. Gene Ontology annotation, biological process: endoplasmic reticulum to Golgi vesicle-mediated transport; intracellular protein transport.